Phlebotomus papatasi is the source of this 1476-nucleotide messenger RNA. RefSeq lists its product as uncharacterized. Gene Ontology annotation, molecular function: nucleic acid binding; zinc ion binding. Bases 82 to 1008 code for a protein of 308 amino acids. The record is from RefSeq and is a predicted model, not a curated record. The transcript is spliced from 2 exons. NCBI's taxonomy places the organism in Eukaryota, Metazoa, Arthropoda, Insecta, Diptera, Psychodidae.
CUCUUUCGCCUCCCAGUGAUGAAAUAUGCGACAUCAGCCUAAAUAAAGUCUUUUUGUGAUAAACCAAAUUGAGUAUUUUUAAUGUCGCAUAUCACUGGCGACGAGCUAAAACGUAGUGAAUCUGAUCACGAAGUAAACAGUAGUGAAUCUGACCAAGAACAAUUUGAUCGUGAAAGUAGUGAAGUGGAUGUGAGUGUGCAGAUUAAGCCAAAAAUGUCUACACUCAUUGGCUCAAUUGAGGCUUACAUGCCCGGUGAAAAUUUUACACACUACCGGAAUCGCAUGAAUCAUCUGAUAUCUGGAAGCGGAAUUGAGGAUAGUCGCAAAUUAUCCAUUGCUAUCACCUUGAUGGGGCCCACCUGCUACUCAAAAUUGGUCUCAUUAUUGUCUCCAGAGAAACCCGAAGACAAAAGUUACGAUGAGGUGAUGACAAUUCUCGAGAAGCACUUCAAAGAGACAAACAACGUGAUUUCGGAUAGAUGCACAUUCAACAUGCGUUUUCGUCACGACGGUGAGAGCAUAGAAGAUUACAUCGUAGAACUCAAAAGUCUCUCACAGGAUUGCCAUUUCGGAUCAUUCUUAGAGGAAGCUCUAAGAGACAGAUUGGUCAGUGGAAUAAAUGACCAACAGAUUCAGUCAAAGCUAAUUCUUCAGACUGAACUGACUUGGGAGAGAGCGAAAGACAUCUGUAUUGCGGAAUUUCGUGCAAGACGGAAUAUUCAGUCUAUGGGAGGAUCUGCAAUACCAACACACGCGGUUGAGCAUGCUGAUGGGUCACGGAAAAAAUCAUCGACCACGAGGCAGCCACAUGGAAAAUCACGCCACAUGGACGGAAAGAAGCAACGAGACAAAUCCAAAGGCUUAACGGACCAGAGUGGACAACAAUGUAACCGGUGCGGAUUAAGUCAUAAAAAAGGAGAAUGCAAAGCAGCCAAUUCUACUUGUCGUGUGUGCGGGAAGAGAGGACAUUGGGCAUCUGUAUGCUGGAGCAGUGCAGGAACGAAGUAAACGACAAAGAGGUAACUUUCGAAGUGGACACUGGGGCUGUGGUAUCGGUGAUUGGUGAUGAUGUUUUCGGAGAAAUUUUUCCUGAUGCGCAACUGGAGCCCACUGAUUUGAAUCUUAUGCUUGCCAAUGGAGAUCCGGUUGAUCUUAAAGGAAGAUUCUUGGUGAGUGUUCGAUCUAAACAUCUCUUUUUGUACGUGAUCGUUGCUAAGAGAAGAUCUUUACCAUUGCUCGGUAGGGAAUGGCUGUACAGAUUGUUCCCCAAAUGGCAAGAGGGUAUAAUCGGUACUUUUGAUCCGAAUGGUGUGGCCAAAAUUGAUGAGAAUUUCAUAGAAGAAAUUAAAUCAACCUUUCCCCGCGUAACUGAUAAUGAGGAUAAAAAUCCAAUCGCGAAUUUUACAGCGAAAAUUCAUCUCAAAGAAGAUGCUAAACCAAUUUUUUUCAAAUCACGCGUGAUCCCUUUUCAUAUUC